Molecule: messenger RNA, 896 nt
Organism: Cokeromyces recurvatus
Lineage: Eukaryota; Fungi; Mucoromycota; Mucoromycetes; Mucorales; Mucoraceae
Exons: 5
Coding region: 150-788 (212 amino acids)
Molecular function (GO): protein binding
Source: RefSeq, a predicted model, not a curated record
UUUUUUUUUUUUUUUUUUGACAGCUUGUGUUCAUAGAACCCUUUAUUUUAUUUUAGGCUGGUUGGUUAAUUCUAUUUAUUGGUGGUUGUGUUGCAGGAUUUCAUGGUGUAGUUUGGUGGAUAAUUAUUUUUGAACUUGCGUUUGUAGUUAUGGUGAUGGUAUUUCUCGGUACUGGCCUUUUCGAGCAUUGGCAUAACACGGUUUAUCUCUUUAUGGCAUUAAGUCUUGCUUAUUUGACUUGGCUUUGUCAAUGGACAUUAAAUCAUAAUGAUAAUCAAGGUGCAAGAGCUGCUGCUGCUGGUGCUGUGAUUUUAACUAUUGUUGAAUUUAUUUGGGCAUUUGAAUUAUCUGCACCUGGUGGUACAUGGUUAAGCAGUGGUGAUAUUCGUCAAGGAAGUGGUGGAUUUGGAGGUAAUCAUGAUUAUGGUAACCAUCAUGGUUCUCGAUUUGGUGGCUACCAUAAUUCGAUUCGACCUUCUAUGUCACAAAGAACAGAUAGAGACGAUACAACAACGAAUCACUACAAUAAGAGAAGAGAUGCUCCUCUACCUUACCAAAGGGAUGAAGAAAGUGAUCUAGCUUCUUCUCAUGCUGAUGGCGGUGCUAAUAAAAAUCAAAAUGUAGAAAAAGCUACAGCAUUGCAUGACUAUCAAGCAAAUACAGACGAUCCAAAUGAAAUUUCAUUCAAGAAAGAUGAAGUACUUGAUAUUUUGGAUAAACGUGGUAAUUGGUGGCAUGCUCGUAAGCAAGAUGGAACAAUAGGAAUUGUUCCCAGUAAUUAUUUUUAAUAUGCUCAUACACACAAAUUUAAAUAAAACAUAUAUUUAUAAUACAUAUACAUAUUGUAAAUGUUUCUUCUUUGUCUUUUUGGUUAUUCACAAGGGCUUGUAAAAAAA